UCAAGUGUGUGGUCGAUUACUCCAACUCUCCCGUCACGUCGUUCAGGUGGACACACAGUGGACGUUCCUAUAGCGGACAAACCUUCAAUAAAACAAUAACAUCCAAAUCUGACUCGGGCACGUUGACAUGCAGUGUCCAGAAUGUGAGGUUCUCCACUCGAAUCAACGUGUGGUACCCUCCGGAAGUACAUCUGGAACCGAGCAAUGACACCAUCAAUGUUGCUGUUGGUGAAGACCUCCGGGUGCAGUGUUUCGUGGAUGAUGCCAACCCUAGUGUCCAGACAUUCAAGUGGUCACACAACGGACGAACGAGUACUGGGUCGACCUUCCUCAAACGUGACGUAACCAAGUCUGAUCAAGGACAACUGACCUGUACUGCUGACAAUGGACACAUGAUGACGCCUGGACGGGCAGAUGCAACUGUUCGGAUCAGAUCAACGUUGAGAAUACACCUGGAGCCACAAGGAAGUGUCACCAACGCCCUUCUUGGGCAAGUACUCAGUGUUGUAUGUGUGAUUGAUGUCUCCAACACUCCGGUCACUUCGUUCAGGUGGACACACAGUGGACGUUCCUACAUUGGACAAACAUUCAGUAAAACAAUAACAUCCAAGUCUGACUCGGGCACAUUGACAUGCAGUGUCCAGAGUGCGAGGGCCUUCACUCGAAUCAACGUGUGGUACCCUCCAGAGGUACAUCUGGAACCGAGAAGUGACACCAUUGAUGUUGCUGUUGGUGAAGACCUCCGUGUGCAGUGUGUCGCGGAUGAUGCCAACCCCAGUGUCCACACAUUCAAGUGGUCACACAACGGACGAACAAGUGCUGGGUCGACCUUCCUAAAGCGUGACGUAACCAAGUCUGACCAAGGGCAACUGACCUGUACUGCUUACAAUGGGCACAUGAUGACGCCUGGACGGGCAGAUGCAACUGUUAAUGUGAUAUAUCCACCGGAGAUCCACCUGUCAACAAGGCAAGAUGUCAUCAGUGUCAUGGCUGGGCAUGUCGUUGAAGUUGAAUGUGUCGUUGACGAUGCAAACCCUACCGUCACCUCCUACAUGUGGCAUCACAGCGGCAAUAUCAGUUACGGACAGACGUUUCUGAAAAACGUGUCAUCUUCCGAUUCGGGGAACAUAUCGUGCUCUGCUACCAAUAAACAAGGGACAUCAACUGUACAAACAGGCAUCGAAGUCUUGCAAGCUUACUCUUUGAUCGAGGACAAUGAGUAUCCAGUGUUCCUCAUAGCAACAGGAUCUGGCCUGGUCAUCCUCAUCCUCAUCAUCAUCAUCCUCAUCAUCAUCAUUAUCUACCAGAGGAGGAGAAUGAAGACUGCAAAACCUAUUGAGAAUCCUCAGAGAACUGCACAGACCACCAGGGCAGAUGUUGGAGGGAGCCAACAGAUGUACGAGACCGUGGAACUGCCAAGUGGGGGUGCUGAUAAUACGUACUGCGCACUUGGAAUGACCCCAGUGAGAGAUGACGAUCCCAUUUACAUCUAUGGCAACCUUGGAUUUGAAGAUGAAGCAAACACACGCCAAGAGACUGGGACUGCUUCGGGCCAAUCCUACGGUGACAUCCAGCUUGAAAUGAACGAGAACAUACGAAAACAAAGAGCAAAAGACAAGAAAGUAAAACCAACCAAAGCACAGAAAUACGACGACGAGCCAACCUAUCAAAACUCCGUCGUCAGGAACUAGUCGUUCUCAUAACUAAGGAUAGUGACAUCAUCACUUGACUUGGACAUAUAUCUGCAUCAGCGAUGUAUGUUAGCAUGUGCAUGACUAUCUGCUAUGUUUACCAUAGUUGGCCCGAUGCCUAUUUAACUAGCCCCAUUACUGCAGUUUGGCUGUACCUAAUUGGAUUCUCUCCCGUUAAUCUCACAGAGUCGCCGUCGUAUUGUUAUCAUCUGACAUUAUAUUGAUUUCUUGUAUGUAUUCUAUAUGAUGACUCAUUACUCUAUAUGAUGACUCAUUACUCUAUAUGAUGACUCAUUACUCUAUAUGAUGACUCAUUACUCUAUAUGAUGACUCAUUACUC
Molecule: messenger RNA, 2031 nt
Organism: Haliotis rubra (blacklip abalone)
Lineage: Eukaryota; Metazoa; Mollusca; Gastropoda; Lepetellida; Haliotidae
Product: B-cell receptor CD22-like
Exons: 13
Coding region: 393-1691 (432 amino acids)
Biological process (GO): cell-cell adhesion
Cellular component (GO): cell-cell junction
Molecular function (GO): cell adhesion molecule binding
Source: RefSeq, a predicted model, not a curated record